GAGUUGGCGUGUUUGGAUGCUCCAGUGUCCCGUCGGGGCAGAGUGACCCUCGAAAUGUGUUUAAAGUUGACUUUUCUCCUCUUCCUUUGACCCUUGGGUGUUUGGAAAAUGUCUGGGUUUCUGGAUCUUUCAGAUGUCCAGAAGGUGGUGAUAAAAGAAGAAGAGAUACUUCUUGAUGAGCAGGAAUGGAGCUCCAGUCUGAACCAGGAGGAGCCACCAAAGCCAGCACACAUUAAAGAGGAACAGGAGGAACUGUGGAUCAGUCAGGAGAGAGGGCAGCUCCGAGGACUAGAGGAGAGUGAUAUCAGUGUGUUCACAUUCAAUCCUGUCACUGUGAAGAGUGGAGAUGAGGAUGAGGAGGAACCUCAGACCUCACAGCUUGAUGAAAACAAAGAUACAGAGCAAUUAAAAACACAAGCUGGUGGAGAGGACUGUGGAGGAUCAGAAGAAGAUGGAGACUUAAAUUCAGACAGUAAUUUAGAGCAAGACACUUCUGACCAGAGUUCACACUUUUCUGGAUCUGAUACCGAUGACAGUGCUGAAUGGGAAGAGAGUGAUGAACCUCAGGAAGGUUUAAACCCUCUGAAAAACAAAGAUGGAGCUAAAAGUGAUAUGAAAUGUAAAAUCAUAGACACAUCGGUUGGCUCCUCUGAAUGUGCACCAAGCAUAGAACAAAAGAAACAAAAAGGGGAUAAACCGUUCUUGUGCUCAGUCUGUGGUAAAAGAUACCCUCGUAAGAAAAAUUUGAAAGCACACAUGCGACGCCAUUCAGAAGAAAAACCAUUUAGUUGUUCAGUUUGUAAGAAAAGUUUUAUCGUAAAAGAAGAAAUGGUGAUGCACAUGAGAGUCCACACAGGAGAGAAACCAUUUUGUUGCUCGGUUUGUGGUAAGGGAUUCAAACAAGGUGGAGCUCUGAAGAAUCAUUCAGUUAUCCACACAGGGGAGAAAAGGUUCAGCUGUUCAGUUUGUGGGAAAAGUUUCUCUCAACACGUACAUCUGAAGCGUCAUUUGACUGUCCACACAGACGAUAAACCUUUUAGUUGUUCAGUUUGUCAGAAAACAUUUUCUCAUGAAGGAAACCUGAAGAAACAUUUGAUUGUCCACACAGGGGAGAAUCAAUUUAGUUGUGCAAUAUGUGGUAAAAGGUUCUCCCAACAAGGAAAUCUGAAGCAACACAUGACUGUCCACACAGGGGAGAAGCCUUUUAGUUGUUCAGUUUGUCAGAAAACAUUUUCUCUCCAAGGAAAUCUGAAGAAACACUUGGCUACCCACACAGGAGAAAAGCUGUUCAGUUGCUCUGUUUGUGGUAAGGGUUUUUCAAGAAGUAGAGAUGUAGAAAGACACUCUGUUGUCCACACAGGAGAGAAACCAUUUAGUUGCAGUAUUUGUGAUAAAAGCUUUUCGUGGAAGAUCACCCUAGAUGAACAUAUGCUACGUCAUUCAUUAGAAAAACCUUAUAACUGUUUAGUUUGUGAGAAAGGUUUUGUCAACAAAGCAGAGUUGGUGGUGCACAUGAGAAUCCACACCGGAGAAAAACCAUUUAGUUGCUCAGUUUGUAAUAAAAAUUUCAGCAAAAGUGGAGAUCUUAGAAGACACUCUUUGAUCCACUCAGAGGAGAAACCAUUUUGCUGCAAUGUUUGUGAUAAAAAAUUCACACAGCUAGGGCAUUUCAAAAAGCACAAGUGUGUUGGUGAGAGCAGCGGAAAUCCUCAAUUCACAUAAUUUAUGCUUCAUUCCAUCUGUUCAGCCGGGACGAAGGCACUUUACAAUUGAAAUUCUGUUUGUCUUCUUGUGUUUGUUGUUGUUUCCACCCUAUUACUUGAUACAGUAGCUUUGCUGCAUGUUGUUUAAUGCCGUAUCCAUGGUGAUGUAAUGUUGGAUCUUUGUAAAUCAACAAAGAGUGCGAUCUAGUUCUGCUUGUUCUGUAAAGUUUAUUGAAAGGUUUUAUGAAGUGACACUAUACAAUGAAAGAUGGGUUUAUUUUAGUCAGCCUUAAUUAUUCUCUUUAGCUUUACAGUUUGUAUUUGAUUUUAAAUGUAUCCAAACAGCCUUAACAUGUUGUAACCCUUGAUCAAAACUUGUUACCAAAUAUUGAAUUAAAGUUUUUACAAAGCAAGUAACAAAUGUGUUUUGAAACACACGAUAGCUUUUUGAAUGAAGUUGCUGUAAACAUGCACAAAGACUAAGAGCUCAUUUUUCUAGGUUAACAAUUUAGACCGUUUAAAUGUUUUUUUUUUUGUUUGUUUUUUGUUUUGCUCUGUUUUGUUUUUUAACCUUUUUCAGGGUUUGGUUUUAUUGGGCAGAACAUUAUCGGAGUCUUAGAGAUGCACUUGGGGUCCAAAUGCAUUACCUAACCCAGGGGUUCUCAACCUUGGGGUCAGGACCCCAUUGGGGGUCAUGAGACACUGAGAGAGGGACUCCUGGUGCCUUCAAAAAACUAUGAACAUUUUUUUAAAUACACUGUUGCCACAUACACUAAUUUUGCCCAAUUUUAACCUGUUUUCAUCACUUUCUCCCUCCAAUUUUACCAGCUGUUACACAUUUUUGCAGCUUAAGACCAAUUUUUUGUCCAUAUCAAACCCUUUCCAAGUUUUUGCCACUUCUAAACCAAAUCUUGCAACUCUCUGCCUAUUGUUGGCUCUGUUGACACAUUAUUGCCACUAUUAACCCUUUUUACCACUUUUUGAGCCACAUUUCACAAUUUGAUAUGCCCAUUUUUGCCAGUUUUCUGCCUCAGCUAACCUUUCUUUGCCAGUUUGUGUUAAUUUUUGUCACAUUUCACCAAAUUUCCACCUAUUUUUGCCAUUUUAAUGUCAUUUCAGACA
Messenger RNA from Cheilinus undulatus (humphead wrasse), 2825 nucleotides. RefSeq names its product gastrula zinc finger protein XlCGF57.1-like. The transcript has 2 exons. Bases 109 to 1722 code for a protein of 537 amino acids. Gene Ontology annotation, cellular component: nucleus. Gene Ontology annotation, molecular function: RNA polymerase II transcription regulatory region sequence-specific DNA binding; DNA-binding transcription factor activity, RNA polymerase II-specific. The record is from RefSeq and is a predicted model, not a curated record. Lineage: Eukaryota; Metazoa; Chordata; Actinopteri; Labriformes; Labridae. Gene Ontology annotation, biological process: regulation of transcription by RNA polymerase II.